Messenger RNA from Eublepharis macularius, 6308 nucleotides. Its product is annotated as NACHT, LRR and PYD domains-containing protein 3-like. Lineage: Eukaryota; Metazoa; Chordata; Lepidosauria; Squamata; Eublepharidae. The transcript has 21 exons. Gene Ontology annotation, molecular function: protein binding. Gene Ontology annotation, cellular component: cytoplasm. The record is from RefSeq and is a predicted model, not a curated record. Bases 196 to 4665 code for a protein of 1489 amino acids.
AGUCCGUGUAUAAGAUAAGCACUUUAUAAUGUUUGCUCUACAUCAGUGAUAGCUUGGUGAGGGGGUAAAGUGGAUUUUCAGAGACAAGACCAUUUGUAGUCCCCAGAUUCUGCUGCACGGAAUAAGAAAGAAGUCACAGAAGAACAGGGGAUCCUGGAAUCAUUUCACAAUUACGUAUAAUUUCUAAUAAUAGACAUGGACAAAAAUGUUAAACAAGCCCUCCAUUAUGCCUUGGAAGAACUUCUUGAAAAAGAGUUUAAACAUUUUAAAUAUGUGCUACAUGAUAUGGAGUACAAAGGAAAAGGAAAAAUCAGCAGAGGGCAGCUGGAGAAGGCUGAUACACUAGAUGUUGUAGAUCUUAUGUGGACCUUCUAUGGUGAAGAUGAUGCACUCAAUAUAUGUAUACAAGUCCUUGAAAAAAUCAAUAUGAAGAAUAUUUCUGCAAAACUCAAAGUGGCAGCGCAGUCAGAUUUUGGUCUGGAUCAAGUACCUGAAACAUCUGCAUAUGAUGAAAGAUUGGCAUAUAGAGACUACAUUAAAGACAAAUUUCAAACAAUGAAAGACCAGAAUUCUCUUCCUGGAGAAUAUGUACAUCUUAACCAGCGAUAUUCAAAGCUAAUGAUCAUAGAUUAUCACCGACCAGAAAAGGAACGAGAACAUGAAAUUAUGGCUUCAGGAGGGACUCACAUUAAGCUCAUGAGGAAGAGAGCCAGUUCUGCUAUUACUGUUGAAACACUAUUCAAGCCUGAUAAACAUGGGCUAAGACCUCAAAUUAUUGUGCUACAAGGAGUAGCAGGAAUUGGUAAAACAAUGACAGCAAGGAAAAUCAUGUUAGACUGGGCUUCUGGAGAGCUUUAUGAAGACAUGUUUGAUUAUGUUUUCUAUAUACAUUGUAGAGAAGUGAACCUCUUUACAGAGGAAAGUAGUAUUGCUGAAAUGAUUUUAAAACAGUGGGCCAAUAAGAACACAAUUAAAGAGAUACUGAAAGAUCCUAAGAAACUCCUGUUCAUAAUUGAUGGGUUUGAUGAAUUAAGGUUUUCCCUUGAUCAGCUGGAAGAUUGCCCAUGCACUGAUCCCUGGAAGAAGAAGCCAGUGGGAAUCCUACUGAGUAGUUUAUUUCAGAAAAAUAUUCUUCCUCGAUCAUACUUGCUAAUCACGACAAGGCCAACGGCUUUACAGAAACUGCGUCAUUGUUUGGAGUGCUCACGUUAUGCUGAGAUCUUGGGUUUUUCAGAGAAGGACAAGAGGGAAUACUUUCACAAAUUCUUUCAGGAUAAACAUGAAGCAGAAAAGGCUCUAGGGCUUGUAAAACAAAAUGAGACACUCUUCACCAUGUGCUUUGUUCCCAUUGUAUGUUGGAUUGUCUGCACUGUCAUGAAACAGCAGAUGGAAAGAGAUAAAGACUUUACACAAAUGACAAACACACUCACUGCUGUCUACGUGCUCUACCUUUACAGUUUGUUAAAGUCAGAAAGUCAUUCAAAGCAACUGAAGGGUAACAAUUUGAAAUGUCUGUGUACUAUGGCUAUUGAUGGAAUCUGGAAACAGGUAAUAUUAUUUGGGGAGGAAGAAAUCAGGAAGCGUGGAUUAGAUCAGUAUGAUUCCCUCCCUCUCUUUCUGAGUGAGAACAUUUUCAAAAGAGACAUUGACUGUGAAUGUUUCUACAGUUUCAUUCACUUAAGCUUUCAGGAGUUUUUUGCUGCUUUAUCUUAUGUAUUAGAGGAAGAACAGGUACAGAAUUCUGAAAAGCAUAUUCAAGAGUUAAGAAUGCUAUUAGAAAGUUAUAUCACCUCUCGACAAGACUUAGCAUUGACAGUGCAAUUCCUCUUUGGUCUUUUAAAUGAAGAAAAAAGAAUGAAGGACUUGUAUCAAAAGUUUGGAUGGAAAAUUUCACCCGAAAUUAAGCAAUUUGUAUUAAAGUGGGUGAAAAACCACCAAAGCACAAAAAUAACACAUUCUUGGAGUAAUCAAUUAUUGUUCAGGUGUUUCUAUGAAAUUCAAGAUAAAAAUUUUAUAAAACAUGCAUUUGAUAAUGUGUCUGAAAUGGAAUUAUUCUGGGGUAUUCAUAGUAAGAUGGAAGAGAGACACUUAGCAUAUUGCCUAGAACACCUGUGUACUUUGGAGGACCUUUCCCUCAAUAAUGUUAAAUUUGUGCCAGAGGUUUUUUAUCCAGAUAUGCAAGAAGAAAAAGAGGAAGAAGUGUUCAACAAUUCAGCGCUACAGUUAAAUGGUGAUCUGCAUCCAGACCCACUGCCUGGAGAACAAAUCUGUAAAGCACUGAAGUGUCUAAAGAAUAAUUUAAGGAGAUUAAGGCUGAUUUAUUGUGGUCUUUCAACUGAUCAUUGGUGGGAUCUUUUAUCCAUUCUUUGCACUUCCCCAACAUUCUCUGAGCUGGAGCUGAGAUGUAAUGAACAGGGAGAUUCAGGAGUGCAAAAGCUGGCUGAUGUACUGAAACAUCCAGAUUGCAAGAUAAAGAGACUGAAACUGUACUUAUGUGAACUCACAUAUGCCUGUUGUGGGAAUCUCUCCUCUGCUCUUAGUACUGAUCAAAGUUUGUCAGAGCUGGAUCUAGAAAAUAAUGCAAUAGAAGACUUGGGAAUUAAGAUCCUCUCUGCAGGACUGAGACAUCCAAAGUGCAGAUUGGAGAAACUGGGGUUGGACAGAUGUGAAAUAACAUCUUCUGGCUGUGGUGAUCUCUCUUCUGUCCUUAGCACAAACCAGUCACUGAAAGAACUAUAUUUAGGGAACAAUAAACUGGAAGAUUCAGGAAUAAGACUGCUAUGUGACGGCCUGAAAAAUCCACACUGCAAAAUACAGCUAAUAAAGCUGAAUGGAUGUAAAAUCACAAAUUCGAGUUGUGGGGAUCUCUCUUCUGUCCUCUGCACAAACCAGAUACUGAAAGAACUAGAUUUAGGGGACAAUGAACUGGAAGAUUCAGGAAUAAGUCUGUUGUGUGAGGGCCUGAAAAAUCCACACUGCAAAAUACAAAGAAUAGAGUUGUACAAUUGUUGCCUUUCAAGAGGUUGCUGUGAAGAUCUGUCUUCAGUUCUUACUAGAAGCCAGACCCUUACAGAGUUGGAUGUGUCAAAUAAUACGCUUGGAGACUCAGGAGUAUUCAUACUGUGUGAAGGGCUAAAACAUCCAAGUUGCAAGCUGCUGAAAAUGAGGUUACAGUUCUGUAAACUGAGAGCAGCAUGUUGCGGAACUCUUUCCGGUGUUCUCCCUAUCAACCAGACCUUGAUGGAGCUAGAUUUAUCAGGAAAUCACCUGGGAGAUUCUGGGAUCAAUGUAUUGUGUGACGGAUUAAAACAUCUUCACUGCAAACUUCAGAGGCUCAAGUUGUCCCACUGUUAUUUUACAGAAGCGUGUUGUGGAGAUCUUGCCAAAGUUCUUAGUAAAAACCAGAGGCUGAAAGACUUAGAUCUGUCUGAAAAUGAAUUAAGAGAUACUGGAAUGAAGCUGCUUUGUGAUGGUAUCCAACAUCCAGACUGUAAAGUAGAGACACUAAAGCUAGUUAACUGUUACUUGACAUCUGCUAUCUGCAAGGAUUUCUUCACUGCUUUGUCUAUGAACCAAUCACUGACCAAACUGGCUAUCAACCUCUGGGAGCCCCCGAAUAGUGCCUGGGGCAACAAGCUAAUCUAUGAUGCACUGAAAAGUACAGGCAGAAAACGACGGACACUACUCUUGAAUGAAGCCUCUAUAAAUUGGGAUGAUGAUAAUGUGGAUGAAGGAUUCCAUAGAGAGGGAGAGAUAGAGGAACCUGCAAAUCCUUGUGAUAGCAUAUUCUGUGGCUUGUGCUCCCAUGGAGAGCACCUUGCAGAAAAAGUCAAGCCAGAAGUUGUUUGGGACCCACAAAGGAAUCAUCAAGCCUACAAGUUAUGCCUCCCUGGGGCUGGCUUCUUCUGUUGCUGUGACACUAACAUCAGGUUUGAAGUGAGAGCAGCUGUAACCAUACGAUACCAGCAUGGUUCAUGGUAUAACUACUGGAAUGAAUGGAAGAAAGAGAGGCUGGUCAUUGCUGGUCCUCUGUUCAACAUCCAAGCAACUCCAGUAGAGGCUGUGUCAGCUGUCCACUUCCCCCAUUUUCUGUGUCUUGCAGGUAAACAGGAAAACAGCUUCCAAGUACAAAUUGCACAUUUUGCUGAAAGGAAGAUGAUUCUAGAGAAGCCAGAUGGUGUGGAGCCAUUUCAUGUUGUGUUGAAAAACCUCAGGUUUUCUCCCUGUGGAGUAGUAUUCAAACAGUCAUUCUUUAAACGAAAGAUAAAGGUCCAUGCUGCAGUACUGCUCUAUCAAGUUCAUGGUGUCUUACCCCUAAAAUUCCACCUUUAUCUUCUUCCGAAUGAUUGCUCUCUGAUAAAGGCUAUUCACAUACAUGAACUAAACUGCCUUUCAAGAAGAGUUCAGAAACCCACUAAAACUACCAAUCCUCUGACUAUUGGCUCUUGCUUUCUUGUGAAGAGGUCAGAUGAUGUCAAAGUCAGUCCCAAGGAGCUGAAGUUUAAAUACCUGGAUGCAGAGGAGGAACAACAGUAUUUUGAAGUGUGUGCUCAGUGUAGACAAGCUGAGCUGGAGCUCACCCUGGUGGAGAAGAAGAAGGAUAAACUUGUGUGGAAAGUGUGUGUGAGAUCAGAUGAACUUACACAUACAAUGCAAGAUCAGUAGACAUCCACAGAGAUGUAUGGAGCCUCCCAAGGGUAGAGACUUCUUGGAUGUGAAAUGUUCAUGGAACAAGAACCAGAAAUCCUCUGGAAUUUUCUCUCUGUGUUAGUGUGAAUUUUGAUAUUCCUGGAAUCCUCUGAGAAGAAGACUGAAAUUUAGCAGAACAUGGAAAACUUUGCCACAAAUACAUUUUUACGGCCAUGAGAGACAAGAGUAUAUAGGCUUGAGGCAUGGGAAGCAAUAACCUAGACUUACCUUCAGAAAGGAAUUAGAUGCACCACAAUUCCCUCUAACACUGUACCUCAAGGGAUUUGCCAGUGUUGAGGGAGAGAGACUAUCAUGGAAUCUUAAAAAAAAAAAGUACCAUUUAUGAGGUGACUGAUGAUGAGGGGAGCCCUCUCUCUGAGUAGCUGUUACUCUCAGAGGGAACUUCCAAGCUUUGAGUUGUAUAAUUGAAGGAUCAUUUAGUGAGUCAGAUAGCCAUGUGUUUAUCUCUCUCUGUGGUUUAGUCUUCACAUUACACUUACCAUGUACCUGGUUGGUGGCAUGAUUAGUAGUGUGCAUACUUGCCUCAUCUGAUCAUCACUGCAGGUGAUUGUCUGUAUUGUGUUGUAUACAGGGUUUUAUAAAACAUUUCCAUUGUGAUAUUUCCUCUCUCUGAAGAGGUUUUUUUUAAUUCACACUGAUUUUUUUUUUUAGAUUUGUAUGCUACCUUUCUGCAAAAUCAGGGCCACCAAGGCAGCUAACAGUUAAAAUAAAGCAUUAAAAAAUCAACACUGAAAUAUACAUACAACAAUAGUUAAAACAUAUGGCAGGAAGGAGGGAUCAUUGAGGGAAUAUCAGCAGAAAGAAAAAGGUUUCAGGCUCUAUCAGGAGAUCAUAACAGAAGAGUUACAGAGUUUUGGUGUCACAGCUGAGAAAACCCUCUCUCAGUCACCUGCCUAAUCUCAGAAGGCAGGGACACCAAAGCAGAGCCUGAAAAGAUGACGGUCAGCUAGAUUCGUAUGGGGAAAGGUGGUCCCUUCAGUUAGGCUGGUCUUGACUCAUGUAGGGCUUUAAAGGUCCACACCAGCACUUUGAAUUGGGCCUGGAAAAAUAAAUAAAUAAAUACCUCGUGAGUUACUGCAAACUUUCUAACAGAUAAUAUAACUACUGUUUCUGAAGUCUUUGCAGUUAUGUAAGACGGCUAUUGUUUCAGUGUGUUGAGAUGUUUUAAAAAUAAUGUAUUCUUAAUGUAGUAGUGUGAUUUUCUAAAUAUUAGCCUGAACUUCAGAAAAAAUAUAUAGGGUUAGAUCUAGGGGAAUUUUUGUAGAUUUCCUCCCUCUCAUGGUAGGCCUCUGACUCAUCCUGUGCUGUUCCUAGCAGUCCCUUGUCUCACAGGAGCAGCAUUUGGGGCUGCAGUGGGAGCUGAGGAGGUCCUGCUCCACUGACAGAAAGCCUUUUUGUUAGGAGAGAUUUUGCACAGAAUCCAGCUUGUAAAGUCUGAUAGCUUAAUAAAGGAAUUUAUAUUGAUAUGUUAUUAAAUUUGUCAUGCCAGCUUUGUUUGAAGCAAGCAAACCUCAUUGAAUUCAAAAACAUUACAAAGCACAGCCACAGCACUGAAGAAUAUGUACUAUAUGUUUUGUUUUAACUCUGUAAAGGAAGAA